ACAGGGUGUCGGCAUGGAUAACACUUGCAUUGAGGCCCCGGGCGUCGGAUAGCCGGACCUAGAGAGGAGCGAUCUGCUGACCCCGUGAUAUCCACAAAGCACCGAGACAAGAUGGAAAUCGCAGCCGUUCGUGAAGAAAUGAACUUUUUGCGCGAAGAAAUGAAGGCUCUGCGCGAAGAAAUGACCAAUCAACGUGAAGAGACGAAGGGAUGUAAGAGCGAGGUGACUAAUUUGAAGACGGAGAUGAAAAGACAAAAGGAUGAGAACACCGCACUGCAUAGUGAGGUGGUUCGCCUGCAGCAGGCAAUGGUCGAGGAGCGCUCCACUCGUCAGACCGUCGUGGAGGAGCUGCGGCAGGAGGUCCGCCGGCUUACAGCGCCAUUCGGCCGUCUGCAGGGGCUGGUGCCACGAGGGCAGGAGGAGGUCGUCGAGACGCAGGUGCCACUGGAGAGUGCAAAGGUGCGCGAACUGGAGGACCGACUGAGCCAGGCGCUGGUCGACCAGAAGAGGGCGGAGGAUGACCUGAAGGAAUCGCGCGCCACCAAUUCCGCCACGGAGACCAAGCUGCGCGAGACUGAAGCGCGCAAUGAGGACCUCAUAAGCAAAACCAACGACCUGGAGCAGAUCAACGCCUCACUGAAAAAGCGCUUGCACGAAAUGGAACGCACACUGGAUCACGAGCGGUCGUCGAGCAAGGACAAAGAUGAAGUGAUAAAGCGUCAACUGGAGGAGAUGCAACAGCAAAAGGAGAAGCAACAGGCUCUGAUGAACACCAAAGUGGCACUAGAUGCGGAGAUAUCUGCCUUUAACAAGCUGCUCGAGUCUAAGAAUACCAGCAUAAAGAAGCUAUGUUUCCCGCCGGGCCUGAGCGAGAAAUCGCUGACAAACAUCCUGCAGAACUCCGAGGGUAUGGAGGAACUGACCGUGACUGCACCCUCCGACUCAACGGGGCAGUGGGUGCGACUACUUCCACCGUCCUUGGGAAGGCUGGACGUUUUCGGACCGGGGGAGACGGGGGAGCCGCAGACUCUGGUAAGACGGCCCGACCAUGGGCUGACGGUCGUCAUAGGACAGGCGGACAACGACGUCAUCAACCAGCUGGCCAAGGAGCUGGGACCACGGGUUACCAAGCUGACCAUGUUCAACUGCCCGUGUGUCACCACUUGGGCCUUACAGAGGCUGCUGUCCGCCCUCACCGGCCUUGAAGACGUCACACUCGACUGCUCUCUGUCCGGCGCCAUCACUGACGCCUCACUGGCUGCCCUCCACGGCUGCUCCCAGCUGAGUGGGCUGCAGCUGGGGCGGGUCAGUGGACUAUGUACUUAUAUACCGGUCACAGCGGUCAGCAGACUGGUGGUUACCUGUCGGAGACUGGAGUUGCUGUUUCUUUUCACAACGGAUGAGCUCAGUCAGACGGUCCUGGACGCCCUGGUCCAGGCAGACCUGGGGAAAAGUGAUGACGGCACGCCGAGAACACUGAGGUUCAGGGUCCUCGAACCUGCAUAUGGGAAGCUGAGACAGAGGUCCACCAGCAGCAUCAAAGUAUUGAAGUGUAACUAGAAGUAUCAUUCAAAAAUACCUCGCCGACUCAGAAAGCGCCUACAGCAGUCAUCCUCAGCUUGUUCACCCUGCUGAUUGGCUCAUUACAAGACGCCAAGGUGACGGACAAAUGGGACGACAGUCGGCCGGGCUUCAUCACCAACUGGGAGCUGGUGAAGCUGCGCUCCUUCAGCACCAGCGUGCACCGGGUGAACACGGUGGUGCCAAACACUUAUCGCUUGUUCUUACUAUGCUGCUUCUGCUUAUGCGUUUCCUGUAUCAUGUAUGAUAAGAAACAAUGACGUGAUAGUUCGGGGAAAAUCAUUCAAAUGAUGUGAGCAAUUGUAGAUAUUGUGUGGCUUAGGGAAUACAAAUAUGGAUAAGAUGCACACUUAGAUGAUCGUCAAUGUUGCCUUAUCCAGCUGUAUCCGUUAGAGCACCCUGCUCUACGGAAUCGAUAGAAUGAACGCACCAUAUAUAUAGUAUGUCCUUUACCUUUCGAACGACGCCUGUGAAAACUGAAAAGUUAUUAGUGCGCUCAGUGUCCGUAUCGAUACUCGGUGCGGCGGUGUCAACAAACCCGACCGAGGGAGGACUGCCAAGUUUGAGAGCCACCGAACCACCUGACCUGGGGAUGGGUGACGAUGGCGAGGGGGGGGGGGGCGGGGCGAGUUUAGCCGGCGGUUCUCCGCCCCUCACAUUGUCUGUGUAUCGGUACUUUUGUGAGAGACUGUACAUUCACAUGGUGUGUGCUGUUGAACUUGCCGAUGUUAUGUACGGCUUUAGGGAUAAGGGAUAGGUAAGUGGCUUUUUCCCACACUGUCUAAAAAAUGUGUGAAUGAUCUAUGAGCGCGAAAGUGUGCAAAUGAGACAUAC
Molecule: messenger RNA, 2415 nt
Organism: Amphibalanus amphitrite
Lineage: Eukaryota; Metazoa; Arthropoda; Thecostraca; Balanomorpha; Balanidae
Product: lamin Dm0-like
Exons: 11
Coding region: 112-1560 (482 amino acids)
Source: RefSeq, a predicted model, not a curated record